Molecule: messenger RNA, 6197 nt
Organism: Chiloscyllium plagiosum (whitespotted bambooshark)
Lineage: Eukaryota; Metazoa; Chordata; Chondrichthyes; Orectolobiformes; Hemiscylliidae
Source: RefSeq, a predicted model, not a curated record
GAUAUCAAACCUACAGCUCAGCGAACAAACCUACACCCAUAUAACUGAUGCAGUGAAUCUAAUACCUGCCUACUUUUCCAACAGGGAUGUGAUUUCUGUCAGCAGUGGAGAAACUAAGCUCCCCACAGAAACUGAGUCUCUGAUUGCUACCGAGAGUGACAUAGAUCUCACGGCUCAGCUUGUGCCCUCUGGUGGGCUGCAGAGUCACCCCUGUGUGACCACCCAUCCCAUCAGUGAGACUGGGGCACAGGCCGACUGCAAAUUCAAGUACACUUUCUCAUGUAGACCCUGCAUUUACACAGAAGCUGUUCCGAUACUCUCAAUCCGAUCGAGUGACUACAAAAUCCCUCACAGUCCCACUGGCCAUGACUCUUCAAAGACUCAAUAUGAAGAGAUACCUAGUCGAGGCACCGGCUUUGUCAAGAGCUUAGCAUCCAGCACAAUCCCCUUCAGUUUAGGGACAAGUCCCAACCCAGGUCUGGUAAAAGGCAGUCUCAGUGCUGGGAAUGUACAAGGUUCAGGAGGACAGUUAAUUGGGGCCAGACAUGACAACACCAUGGACAGUGAUGACAGGGCACUUGUGCAAGUGCCCACCUCUGAGACUGAGUCAAACCAGAAUGAAAGCUUCACCAAGGAGCCUGAGAGGGCUGGGAUUUUCUCCUCAGCUCCCAAGUUUGAAGGUUGGUUGGUGGGAGAAAACGAGGAGGAUUUAUAUUUUGAAGCAGGUGACUGCGAUGGAGUCGACCUGUACACUGAUCCAAAUAAAAAGCCAGUUGGAGGGACAGAGGAAGUUUGUGAAUCCCAGGAUUUACCAUCUACAUUUUCUGGGGAUUUGGCCUGUCAAGAAAACAGCAAUGACUCGAUAUCACAAUCGUUAGCAGACGUGGUCCAUUUAGACUGGCCUGACACACCCAGCUUAUUGAGAGAAUACAAGGCGUCACAGCAAGAAGAGACCACGAAGAGGAAGAACAAUCUGCCUUUCUGUUUAUCUAACCCAUUCAUCAGGAACUCCAUUGCAAUAGCCUCCCACAGGCUUAGCAGGGAACUCACCACUCAAGUUCUGGAUGAGUUAAGACAAACAUUCAUUGAGGGCUUUUUGGACAAUGGUCAGUAUUUUGACUUGUUGGAUUCAGGACUUGUCCUGUCAAAUCAAGAGAGGGAGAACCUUGUGGACAGGGUAAUUGUUACCAUGCGAGAUGGAGCCAGGCUGGCACUGAGGCCAGCCAAACACGGAAACAUCAGUUACUACUGGCCCUGUGUGGACUUUCAUGUAGUCCAACAUUUGGGGAGCAACUGGUUCCGAGUGAAGGACAAGACAACACGGCAACUUCUGAUGAUGAAAAAGGUGUCAGUUCUUUCAGACUGGCAGAAGAGACUCCAGAACUUCUUGAGACUGCAGCCGGAUGCGACCAUGCUUAUGCCUUAUGCUGUGAUGUGUGACCGCACCGGAUCAAUACUUUAUUUAACACAGGAUAGACCUGUGAUUGGAUUUGGAAGACCAAGAGAAAUUGCUCUUGACCACAGAAAGAUCUUCAAACGAUGCGUAAGGUUCCUGACUUUUUGCUGGCAUUGUGGUCUUCAUCCUGGGGAUUUUGAUUCCAAUGUUGCCUACAGCAGAGAGAAUAUUUACUUUGACCCUACAAGUUUAACUGGACUGGAAGACCUAUAUACCUUUAACAAGAGCUUGAAGGCUGCCUACACCCUGCUGUUUGAGAUUGGGUGUCAGGAUCUCUCAUUUGAUUCAUUCCUGGAUAUAAUUUGGCAGAGUGGAGAGGAACAGCACGCACUUUCUGAGAGACAUCGGCUGUUGCCAAUCUGCCCAGGGGUGCGCCAGGGCCCUCUCGAUGUCCAAGGAUUUGGAGACUGAACGUAUGUGGAAACACUCUUCAGUGGCUAUGAGCGAGCAGAGCACCAGCCCUCUUCCAUUCUGUACAUUGACUUUGCGAUUAGAUUUCCAGAUCAAAUCACCUCAUUUGAGUGUUUGGAAUUGUACCAAGAGAAUCUCUAGUUCCCCACAGCAUGUGUGCAUUUAUUUCUGGGAUCCCAAUUAUCCAAUCUUAGUCCCUUUCAUUUCUCUCAUUUGGAUGGUUGCUGUGAAAACACUUGGUACAGCUCUGUGUCCACCAAAGAUUCGCUUUAUCUUCCUACCUUGCUCUCUCUACUGCGUUUGUGACAUAAAAUACUCAAAGUAUCUAGUCUUUGGCUCUCCAUUCGCUAGACAUUUCUGUAGAUUCUGAACUCUGACCUCGAAUUUUGAUAUCCAUUACUCACUCUCACCCUGGACCCACGACCCCAUAAGUCCAAGUGAUACAGAUUUGAAAGAAAAUAACAGAAAACUGGUUUAACCAUCCAUUGUCAGAAAAUAGCAUGGCCUUUCAAAACAUUAUCCAACUCUACACGUAUCUGCACAAACUGUCCAUUCUUCUAGGUUCACCCUAGGAAUAUGCAAAAAUAAGCCUGGCUUGUAAACUGCCUUGUUAAACCCCUUACAUGUGACCCCACUUCGACCUCACUCUGACCCCAUCAGCCUCACUUCCAAUAACAAGUGUGAAGAGCUCAUGGAGAUUCUUUAUGACUAAAAUCGAGACAGCCCAAUCACCUGUCUCAGCCAUGUCCUUUCCUCACACUCACCCUCCUGACCAAACUCCCUCCAACUCAUCACCCCCCUCCCCCCUCCCCCCCCCCAACCAACCACUCAACCCUGAAUUCACAUUCUUCUCUAGGUUCCCUCUUCUUCUCCUUCUCUGAGCUCAACCUGUCCAUUACACCUGCCUCAUGUUCCCUCGAUCCUUGUCACCUGACUUCCCCUUAUAGCGCCCCUGUUUGCCAAUAUUGUAAGCACAUCUGUCUUCAGAUUGUUGUCCCUCUCCCUUAACCUGCCAAACUCACUCCCAGUUCACAAAACCAACUCUUGACCCUUUCAGUUUGCAAACUAGUGUCCCACCUCCAACAUCCCAUUCCUCACCAAGGUCCUUAAACACGUUGCUGACCCCAGAUCCGUCCUCAGAUUUCCUGGAAUUCAGUCUUUGAAUCCCUCCUGUCAGGUUCCUGCCCCUGCCUCAGUACUGAAAUGCUUCUCAGCAAUGACAUUCUGAGUGACUGUGACUUGUCCUGACACAGCAACUACACCAUCCUCCUCCAACACUUCUCUAUUAUCAUCAGCCUGGAGGGAAUGCUCUCACCUGGUUCCAUCCUUAUCUAAUCCUAGCAGUGAAUCACUUACAAUGUUUUCUCUUUCUGCUGCUUCUACCUUUGAUUUAUUCUCUUCUAGCUCUGAUUUACACGCUGUCCCUCUGAGACAUUUGUAUCCAAAUGACCAGCACUACUUUUCGUAUGUAAGUUGACAACACCUCAGAAUCACUGCUUUUGAUUCCUCUGUUGUUGAUAGAUUAUCAGACUGCUUUACAAAUUGUUUUUCAAGGGCUGUGGGCAUCGCUGGCUAGGCCAGCAUUUGUUGUCCUUCCCAAUGCCUAUGCUACAAGAUGAAUGGAAACUUCCUUAAAAUAAGCAUCAUGAAGACUUUGAUUCCAAUUCCAAACUCCACUCCUGAACUACUGCUUCCACCCCUUUCCAGAGCAAGAGUCUGAGAUUAAGCCAUUUUGUUCACAACAUUGCGGUCACAUGUUGCGAAUCAUCAGCUGCUGAAAACAUUCAUGUUCAUAUGCAAGACCUGGACAAUAUUCAGGCACUAACUAAUAAACAGCAAGCAACAAUUGUGCCACACAAAUGCCAGGCAAUGACCAUCUUCAACAAGAGAGAGGCAAUAGCCUGGGAGUUACCAUUGACUGAACUAGCCAUAUAAAUAUGUAUACAUACAAGUCAGAGGCUAGGGAUUUUGUAGGGGUUAAAUUAAUUCCUGAUUUCCCAAAGCCUAUCCAUUGUUUAUAAAUCACAAGUCAGGACCGUGAUGGAAUACUCUGUACUUGCCUGGGUGAAUGCAGUUUCAACAACACUCAUGAAUUUGACAUCAAAUCAGCCCAAUUGAUUGGCAUCACGUGCACAAACGUUCACACCCUCCACCACUAAUGCACAGUGGCAACAGAAUAUACCAUCUAUAAGAUGUGCUGCAGUAAGUCAUGAAGGCUUCUUUGACAAUUGUUUUCAAUCAGUGUAUCACCUAGAAAGACAAGACCGCGAUCAUGGCUGACAUGCUCCUCACCCCCAUUUUCCUGCCUUCUCCUCAUUACCCUUCAACUUAUUCCAAUUAAAAAUCUGUCUACUCCUAAAUUUACUCCCUCAGAGGACUUAUACACAAAGCUGACAGAGGGUUUGUCCUUCACAAAGUUGCACAGAAGUCAUGCAUACCUGCAAUGGCAGUUAGAUGAGGAUCCCCAGAAGUAUAUUACAAUUAAUACCCAUAAGAAAAAAAAAGAAAAAAAAAGAAAGAAAGACAAGACCGGCAGAUACAUGAAAGCACUACACUGCCAAGUUCUCACCCAAGUUACACACCAUCCUAACUUGGAAAUGUGUCACAGUUACUUCAGUGUCACUGGAUCAAAAUUUGAGAGCUCUUCCCUGAACAACAUUGUAGUUAUCCCUACAUGGAUUGCUGUGGUUCAAGAAGGCAGCUUCCACUAUUUUCUCAAGGCUGACUAAGGAUGGCCAUUAAAUACCGAUCUUGCCAGCAACACCCACAUCCUGUGCAAGAAUCAGCAGAAACAUUUGACCGGACAUGAACUCUGAAAUUUGUAGUUGGGCCAUCACACACUGCCUAUUUUCACCUCCACAAUAUUGUCCAGUUUCACCUCCAUCUCACUUCAUCUGUGUCUGAAACCCUCAACCAUGUCCUUUUUACCUCCAGACCCAAGCAUUCUAAUGCAUCUUGGCUGGUUUCCACAUUCUAUCCUUUGUAAACUUGUGGCCAUCCUAAGUCCUUUGGCCUUAAAUGCACCUGCUGAACUGUCUCCCUGUGCCAACCUGCCUACAUUGGUUCCCAGUCAACAACGUCUGGAUUUUGACGUUCUUCUAAUUUUACAUCACUCCAUGGCCACACCCUUUCUUAUUUCUAGAAUCUCUUCCAGUCACAGAACCCUGUGUGCUUCUCCAAUUCUGGCCACCAUGAGCAUCUCCACUUGUAUGUUGUAUUCACUCCAACAUGCAUGGCUGUGCCUUCAGUUUACUGGGAUUCAAGUUCUUGAAUUCCCUCCCUCCAUCUCUUUGCCUUUCUCUCCUUUAAGAUGCUUCUUAAAACCCACCUUUUUCACUCAGCUUUUGAUCACUGACUUAAUAUUUCUUUAUGUGGCUCAGUGUCAUAAUUUGUUUCAUAAUGCUCCUGGAAAUACAAUGGGAACUUUUUAUUAUGUUACAGGUGCUAUAUAUAUAUGCUGUAAACCAUAGUAUAUUACUGAAUCUUACUGCACUGAAGGGGACCAUUCAAUCCAUCAUGAUUGUGCUAUCCCAUUUCUCCUUUUCCCCCUGCUCUGCUCUUUUUGCAUUAUGCUUGUUUUCCUCCUUCAAAUAUUUCUCUAGUUCCUUUCUGAAAGUUAAAUACAGAAUCUGCUUACACUGAUCUUUAAGGCAGUGUGUUCCAGAUCAAAGAAUAUUUCCUAUCUUCACUUUUAUCCUUUAGCCAAACACUGUCAAUCUGAUCACCAACCCACCUGCCGCCGGAAGCAGUUUCUCCUCAGUUAACCUAUCAAAAACCAUUGCUGAUUUUGAACAUCUGAAUUAAAUCUCUUGGAUCAGCUCCAGUUUCUCCCGUGUCAAAUGUCUCAGUGUCUUCUUUCCUGUGAUCCUGAGUCUUUAUGCACCUUCUCUUCAUUUACUUUACUGGAGGCAACUGUGCUUUUAGCUACCUCUGCCAUAUUCUGUGGACUGCCAUCCCUAAACUUCCACUUCUGCUUUAACUUCUUUAAGAUGUUCUUUAAAGCUGAUCUCUUUGACUGAGCUUUGAUUACCACUCUCUGAGUCUGACCUGGUGUCCACCUCUUUGAGAACAAACCUUUUUGAAGCAUCUAGGAUGGUUUUCUCUGUUUAAGGUUGUAUAUAAAUUCACCUUGCUGUCCCAGCCUGAUCAUGCAGGCCUGUAAUUAACUCCUUCAUUACCAAUUUGCGCUGUGUCAGCCGAUUUGUUGAGUAACAGUCUUGACUCUGAGUUCAAAUCCUUUGAACUGGGUUCUGUUUUCAAUGCCAACAUUCCCAGUGCAUUAGGUGAGAGGGUAUCGUAUGCUCAGACAGUCACCACUGUGGGAGUGCUG